UAUGUUACAUGCUAUCCUUUCCUCCUGUGUGCUAAUUUUAGUUUCGUUACCGGUAGCUUCUCCGUUAGAAGUCUAAAAUGUAUUAAUAAAUAUUUAUAUAUUUCCGUAAUAUCAUUAUUUACAGAAGACACAUAUUUUGGAGAGAUGGAUUAUCCAAACCAGAGUGCGUUCAGACAGCGUAAGUUACCAAAUGUCAGGAUGCGAGGCUCUCCUAUGGACCCCAGUGGUCCCAGUCCAUUAUUUGAUGACACUAGCGCUGGGGUACACAAGCAUGAACACAUGGGAAAGGGCCAGGAUGCUUAUACUGGACAGGCCUUCCUCUCAGACCCCAUGUCUAACCUGGCUAUGGCUUACGGCACCAGCCUCGCCUCCCAUGGCAAAGAGAUGAUGGAUAAGAACCUGGAUCGAUUCAUCCCUAUCUCAAAGCUAAAGUACUAUUUUGCAGUAGACACAGUAUAUGUCGGAAAGAAGCUUGGAUUGCUCGUAUUUCCCUACAUGCAUGAAAACUGGGAGGUGAGCUAUCAACAGGACACACCAGUUGCCCCACGGUUUGAUAUCAAUGCCCCUGAUCUCUACAUUCCUGUAAUGGCUUUCAUUACAUAUAUCCUGGUUGCAGGGCUGGCCCUGGGCACGCAAAACCGGUUUUCUCCAGAGAUUUUGGGCAUGCAAGCGAGCUCAGCUCUGGUGUGGCUUAUUAUUGAGGUGCUGGCUGUGCUUCUCAGUCUUUAUCUAGUGGCAGUAAACACCGACCUCACCACUAUUGAUCUGGUGGCCUUUUCUGGAUACAAAUACGUUGGGAUGAUAGUGGGUGUGGUUUCAGGGCUUCUGUUUGGGCGGACAAGCUAUUACCUCACGUUGCUCUGGUGCUGUAUCUCUAUUUCUGUCUUUAUGAUUCGCACAUUGCGGUUGAAGAUCCUGUCUGAGGCAGCUGCAGAGGGGCGGAUAGUGCGAGGUGCAAAAAAUCAGCUGCGAAUGUAUCUAACAAUGUCUAUUGCUGCUGCACAACCUGUGUUCAUGUACUGGCUUACCUUUCACCUAGUCAGAUAGUAACUGGAGGAACAACCAAUGUUUCUACCAUAGCAGACACAAAGAAAAA
Messenger RNA from Paramisgurnus dabryanus, 1096 nucleotides. The record is from RefSeq and is a predicted model, not a curated record. NCBI's taxonomy places the organism in Eukaryota, Metazoa, Chordata, Actinopteri, Cypriniformes, Cobitidae.